CAUUUUUUUGUUCUCGCUUCUCUUUUCAAUACCAUCGCUUCUCCGGGAGAAGGAACCCUUAUUCGGCUCCUCUCCAUUUUCUCUCUCUCCCUAUCUACCUUGCAAACUGUUUCUUCGUUCGUCUCCGGCAGGCCUUAUGAUUUCCGGCGGCAUCAUCGGCAAGACGUGCGUUUCCGGCUGAGGAAACCCUAAUCUCAUACCUUCUCUUGUCUGUAUUUCGAAGGAAUCGUGGAGGAGAGGAGGAAGUGAGAGUUGGAUUUAUGUCCCAUAAUCAAUCAAGGUUUGAGAAGACCGAGGGGCAUCUUAAAAGACCCGGUCGAUCAGGUAGCCUAGGGAAGAACAAGGGAUUUUCCAGCGGCGGCAAGGGCGGUGGCCCCCCCGCCACGGCUCCUGCACUUUCGUCUUCCUCUGCCCUGCCCCCUCCGUCAGCAUCUCUUGAGUCUUCUAAUAAUCGAAGCGUCAAGAAAACUGUUAAUGGACAAGGAGAGCAAACUAGGGCAAAUCCGGUUAUUUCGAAUUCUGACGCAGGAACGCGGGCCGUACCAAAUGGAGCUCACUCAGUAACCCCUUCACAUGGUAUCGGGCCAUUAAAUGGACUCGAAUCAGGGAGUGCUAAGCCAGUUGAUUCCAGCAAUAAGAAAAUUUCCAGAGCUGUUCCAAAGGCACCGGCUGCUCAGUCUGCAGUGGCUACUCCAGGGGAUGAAUGUGGACCGUAUCUUCAGUUUGGGACCAUAAGUCCUGGGAUUAUGAAUGGGAUGCAGGUUCCUGCUAGAACAUGCUCAGCUCCACCAAAUCUGGAUGAGCAGAAACGUGAUCAGGCCCGCCAUGAUUCAGUUAGGGUUGCACCUGCACUGCCUAUACCAUCUGCCCCAAAACCGCAACAGGCCUUGCAACAACCACCACCACAACAACCACUGCUGCAGCAGAAGCAGCAGCAAAUAUUGAAAGACUCGGGUGGCUUUAAUCAAGUUGGUAGUAGGGAAUCUCAUCCUCCUAUUUAUCCAAAGAGGGAUAUGCAUGUGCCCAUUCCCUCCAUUCCGAACGCAUCACCAGCAAGAUCUUCGGUUCUUAAUGUAGGUGGAAUGCCGAUGCACGUUCCUUUUCAACAGCCACAAAUCCCUUUGCAAUUUAGUGGUCCAAACUUGCAGAUUUCGUCACAGGGAAUUGUACCCAGUUCCUUGCAAAUGCCAAUGACGCUGCCUGCAGGAAAUGCCCCCCAAGUUCCUCAACAGUUGUUUGUUCCUAAUAUUCAGUCUCAUUCACUGCAACCUCCAGCAAUCAUGGCCCAGGGACAAAGCUUGGGAUAUACAGCUCAAUUAGGUCACCAAAUGCCUCCUCAGUUAGGCAGCAUAGGAGUUGGAAUUACACCACAAUUUCAUCAACAACAACCUGGAAAUUUCGGUUCUCAACGGAAGGCUGUGAAGAUAACUCAUCCAGAAACUCAUGAGGAGCUUAAACUUGAUAAAAGAACUAAUUUGCAAACUGAUGCUGGUACCACGGGGCAAAGGCAAAUUCCAAAUGCAACAUCGCAGUCCCAGCCUCAUCCAACAUUUAAUCAACAGAUCAGUUAUUAUCCAGCAACUUUUAACCCACCCCCAAUGUAUUACCCUUCUUCUCUUCCCCUGUCAAGUACCCAGAUGACUACAGGUCCCCAGGCUGCAAGAUACGGCUAUACAGUUGGUCAAAAUGGGCAUACCAUUUCAUUCAUGAAUCCGUCACCUCUUAACUCAGCUAUGGGUGGCAGACCUGGGCUUCCACCUCCAUUGCAUGGUUUGCCAGAAGCAGUCAAUUCAGAAGUAUCAUCAGUUUCUGCCUCAUUAGCUGCGGCAGCACAAAUGAUAAUUAAACCUGCAGAAAAAGUUGGGACACCAUCAGUAAGAAUUAGCAUGCCUAUCACUAAGCCCGAAUCACCAAAGCUGUCUGAGUUAUUUGGGGAUGUUCCUGCUGCUCCUCAGCCAAAGGAUAAGGAAAUUGUCUCACAAAACACAAUUAUAAUGCAGAAGAAAAAUUUUGAAGCACCUGUAACUGAUUCUUCUUCCUCUACAACUGAUAAGAACUUGAUAAGAGUAUCUGCAGUGGUUUCAGGGCAUAUUAAUAAGUCUGAAGCUUCUUCUUUAGCUCGUACUGUUGGGAGUUUUACAUCUGCUGUGGCAGAGAAAGAUGGCUGGAAAAAGGAAGCUUUAAAGUCAGAAUCUCUAAAGGAUGACCAGACAAGAUUAAAUAAAAAAGAGCUUAAGCAUUCUCAGCAACAGAUAGAUGCAUUAGACGAUGCUGGGAACCUGAUAAUGCACUCUGCAAAGACUGUCAUGGACAAAAAAUUGACAAAUGCAGUUGGACAUUCAGUAUCCAAUGAUUCUGUCGCCAUUCAUUCAGCUUCAGCUGCUGAUUCUUUCUUUUCUGUGACCAAUUCGCAUUCAACCAUCAGGGAAUCUAAAACUUCUGAACUGGAUGAGAAGAACGAUGCAGCCGGAGCUUUAGGUCCUUCUAUAGCUACAUUGGAGGAGGAACCAUCUGAGGCUGUCGGUUCAAAUUGUUCUGAUCCUGUAGAGCUAGCCGGUGACAGACUUUCUAUUGAAGAGGAAGGUCAUUUAGAAGCAUCUAGUUCAAGUACUGAUGUGGAUAGGCUUAUUUUAGGAACUUCUGGUGUUUCUCUUGGCAGUUCUAAAACUUUGGUUGUUGGACAAAUACAAGAAAAUUUGCCUGAAUCAGAAUGUGGCAAGGGUGAAAUAUCUGGUUGUGAUUUAUUAGGUGGCAGUGCUCCUCUUUCCAUCAUAGACUCUUCUGAUGAGACAGCUGGUAUACUAAUUCCGGAAGCAGAAAAUGAGACUGGUUUGAAGCUUUGUGACGGUGAUGACCUACAGUUUACCAGCCUCGAGAAAGAUGGGGGUUACUCAGUCCCGAAGAGGGCAACGGUGUCAAAUGUGCUUACCUCAACAUUCUCUGAUAGAAAGGAUACUGAAGUUGCCCCUUUUGAUCAGGCUUCCUUCACUCCUGCUAAUGAUACUAAAAUUUCAGCUACUGAUUCUACAAUCUAUAAAUGUGAAACGUGUUCUGAGAAUGUUGCUGCUGGUGAACAUGUCAUUUCGUUGUUGGAAAUUGCCUCCAUGUCUUUAGGUUCAGAAAUAAAAGAUAAACCUGGAGCUAAAACUGUGGAGCUUUCUUCAUCAACCCACACACUCUCAGUGCUUUCAGGUUUGCCGAACAAGCCUUCUUUAGAGCCAACUUUAACUAAGACUAAUAAAAAGAAGAAGAAGAAGGAAAUUCUUUCAAAGGCUGAUGCUGCUGGUUCCUCUGAUUUGUAUAAUGCAUAUAAGGGCCCAGAUCAAAAGCUGGACACAUUCAGUACCACAGAAACUAUUGAAAGUUCUUCGGCAGCAAAUUCAAAGAAUAACACUGUUGAACAUCACACUGAUGUUGAUGUUGCUAUUGAGCUGGAGGAGCAGUCUAAAUCUGAAAUCGAGGACUGGGAGGAUGCUGCUGAUGCAUCUACUCCAAAAUUGACAUCAGAUUAUCGUGGGCUGGCUCAUGUGGAAAAGAAGAUGCUUGUUGAAUGUGGAAAUGAGUCUACUGGCAAAAGGAAAUAUUCUAUAGAUUUCUUAUUAACCUUUUUAGAGAAAUGCAAGGAUCUUCCCUUAGGGUUUGAAGUUGGAUCUGACAUAGCAGACAUUUUUAUGUGUGUUCAAGCAGGUCUGUCCCGUGGUACUGACCGUGACAUUUUAUCUAGUCCUGGAAGAGUUAUCGAUAGAUCUCCAGGUGUUUCUCGGGGUGAUCGACGUAUGGUUGGGAUUACGGAUGAUGAUAGGUGGAUGAAAGGAUCCGGUGCUUUCCGCAUUGAUCUUGGUCAUGGAGUUGCUGCUAUGAAUGUUCGUCCUGGCCAAGGAGUUAACCAGGGUGUCCUCAGAAAUCCACGUUUACAGUCUUCCAACCAGUUAUCUGGUGGAAUACUUUCUGGUCCUAUGCAAUCUUUGACAUCUCAGGGAGGGAUAGCAAGGAAUAAUUCUGAUGCUGACAGAUGGCAGCGAGCCACUGGCACUCAAAGAGGCUUGAUGCCUCCUCCGCAGGGAUCUAUGCAAGUAAUGCACAAGUCUGCUAAUAGAUACGAAGUUGGCAAAGUAUCUGAUGAAGAAGAGCAGAAACAGAGACAAUUGAAGGCUAUAUUGAACAAAUUAACACCUCAAAAUUUUGAGAAACUAUUUGCCAAAGUUAAGGAGGUCAACAUUGACAACACAAAUACUCUUACUGGGGUUAUCUCUCAGAUUUUUGACAAAGCAUUGAUGGAGCCAACUUUCUGCGAAAUGUAUGCUGAUUUCUGCUUCCAUCUUGCUGGUGACUUGCCUGAUUUUGUUGAAGACAAUGAAAAGGUUACUUUUAAAAGGUUGCUUUUGAACAAAUGUCAGGAAGAAUUUGAACGAGGGGAAAGGGAGGAAGCUGAAGCUGACAAAGCUGAAGAAGAAGGUGAAGUUCAUCACUCAGAAGCAGAAAGGGAGGAAAAAAGAAUCCAGGCAAGAAGGCGCAUGCUGGGAAAUAUUCGUUUAAUUGGAGAACUUUAUAAAAAAAAGAUGUUAACUGAGGGUAUUAUGCAUGGAUGCAUCCAUAAACUGUUGGGGCAGUAUCAGAACCCUGAUGAAGAGAAUAUUGAAGCCUUGUGCAAAUUGAUGAGUACCAUAGGAGAGAUGAUAGACCAUUCCAGAACCAGGGAACGUAUGGAUGCUUAUUUUGAGAUGAUGGCGCAGCUCUCCACAAACCAGAAACUUUCUUCUCGGGUUAGGUUCAUGCUCAAGGACACAAUUGAUCUUAGAAAGAACAAAUGGCAGCAGAGAAGGAAGGUUGAAGGUCCAAAGAAGAUUGAUGAUGUACACAGAGAUGCAGCUCAAGAGCGACAAGCCCAAACUACCAGAUUGGCACGAGGUCCUAUUAUAUCUUCAAAACGUGGGCUGCCUACUGAUUAUGGUUACAGAGGGUCCACAAUACUGAAUUCUCCAACUUCACAGCCGACUGGUAGUAUUCGUGGUCUUCCCGGGCAGCUUCGAGGUCCGGGUAGCCAAGAUGUUCGGUUGGAUAAUAGGAAUCAGUUUGAGAAUAGGGUGAUAUCUUCAGUUCCUCUCCCUCAAAGGCCUGCAGAUGUUGGUUCCAUUACACUGGGUCCUCAAGGAGGUCUUGCAAAGGGAAUGUCUGGCAGAGGACAAGGACUUGUGUCAAAUGCCCCUUUGUCUGAUUCUCAUAGAUUAGCAUCUGGUCCUAAUGGUUUCAGUUCUACCCAUGAUAGAAUACCUUCUACCUCUAGAGAAGAAAGCAUGCCAAAGUAUUUGACAGAUAGAUCAUCAGUGUUAAUAAAUGAUCAAACAAGCUCUCAAGAUCGGAGCUCUGGUUUUGGUAUUAGAGAUCCACGUUAUGUGGAUCGUGUUCUUGAUAGAUCCGGGGGAGCUGCUACAGGGAGGAGACCUGGUUCUUCAGGUGGCAGAACAAGCGCUUCUGACUCCAAAGCCUUGUCUGAAGACACGCUACGGAAAAAGUCAAUAUCAACUAUACAUGAAUUCUAUAGUAUCCGAGAUGAGGACGAGGUUGUUCUGUGCAUCAGAGACCUAAGUACGCCAAGUUUCUAUCCUUCAAUGGUAUCACACUGGGUCUCAGACUCUUUUGAAAGGAAAAACAUGGAGAGAAGUUUGUUGGCACAACUUAUUGUGAACCUAAGCAAGCGUCAUGAUAGUUUGAUUAGUCCAUCUCAAUUGGUUGAAGGGUUUGAAUCUGUUCUCUCGACCUUGGAGGAAACUGUGACUGAUGUUCCCAAAGCUGCAGAAUUUCUUGGUUAUUUUUUUGGAAAAGUUGUUGUGGAGAAUCUUGUUCCCUUGAGAGAGAUAGGAAAAUUGAUCCGUGAAGGUGGAGAACAACCUGGAUCCCUUGUGGAUGCUGGACUUGGGUCGGAGAUUCUAGGCAAUAUAUUGGAGUUUGUAAAAAUGGAAAAAGGCGAUUCCUUUUUGAAUGAGAUCCGAACAAGCUCCAAUCUAAGGUUAGACGACUUCAGACCACCAUACUCCUCUGCCAAAACAAAGAAGUUGGAUGCAUUUCUUUAAAGGUGAAGACUUUUCGUGGCUUCUAAUACAUUCUUGUUUUGGUUCUCUAGCGUAUAUCAUUUUAUUUGAUGUUAGGUUUCUUAUAGAUUAUCAGUUUUUACUGACCCCAUGUGUUCAUUUCUUUUUCUAUCCAUUGAACAACUUAUUUAUUACCUGUAGCAUGAGGAGUUAUAAUAGUAAUGGAACAUGGCAAGUUUUCUUAGCUGCAGCUUUCAUUUCCCUUCCCAAACGUCUAUUAUAGGAUAGGUGGAUGUAUUAGUGCAUGUUUCUUAGAGCAAAAUUAAGCAUUAAGUAUAUUAUUUCUCGUUGUUA
Messenger RNA from Dendrobium catenatum, 6383 nucleotides. Its product is annotated as eukaryotic translation initiation factor 4G. The record is from RefSeq and is a predicted model, not a curated record. Gene Ontology annotation, molecular function: translation initiation factor activity; protein binding; mRNA binding. The coding region runs from base 261 to 6071 and encodes 1936 amino acids. The transcript has 10 exons. Gene Ontology annotation, cellular component: eukaryotic translation initiation factor 4F complex. Lineage: Eukaryota; Viridiplantae; Streptophyta; Magnoliopsida; Asparagales; Orchidaceae.